AUGAAUUAUUAAGCUGUUUUAGAUUAGAUCAAGUGCUAUGAGCCGCACUUCGAUGAUUAUAAUUUCCUUGAUCUCUAGAAGUUGCAUGCAAAGCUAAUAAUCACUAAUAAUUAUGUUUAUUAUGGGCAAUUUGAAAACAAUCUUAGACAUGGAAAAGGUUAAUUCUGCAUCUCUAUGAGAUAGAGUGGACGCAAGUAUGAAGGGCAGUGGUAGGAUGACUAGAAGUAAGGGUACGGUUGGGAAUUGUUAGCCAACGGGUCUCAAUACGAGGGGAAUUAUGCAAUGGGAAAACCGCAUGGAUAAGGCAAAUUUAUUUGGCCGAAUGGAGAAGUGUAUGAAGGCGAAUGGAACUUGGGCGUUAAAGAGGGUCAAGGGACAUGGUACGGUUUAAAGGGCGAGUAAUACUAAGGGGAAUGGAUAAACAAUGUGGCUUAUGGAUAUGGAGAACACAUUCAUAGCAAUGGUGAUCGUUAUGUGGGGAAUUUCAAGGAUUGGCUGAAAAAUGGAGAGGGUCAAGAAUACUUUAGCAAUGGAGACCGGUACCAAGGGAACUAUUAAAAUGGUAAACCUCAUGGCUAUGGAGAAUACUAUUGGAGUAAUGGGGCCGUAUUUUAAGGGUAUUUUAAGGAUGGAUUGAGAUGCGGAAAAGGAAUUUGGAAGAGAAGAGAAGAUCCUCCAUCGGAUCAAUAUUAAGGAGAAUAUGAAGAGGAUAAGAAAAACGGAUAUGGAGUAUAUAAAUGGUCCAAUGGCAAUGAAUACAGGGGCAUCUUUCUGAAUGAUUACAAACACGGUUAUGGUGAAAUGCAUUAUGUUGAUGGGAAGGUACUUAAGGGAAAUUGGGAAAUAAGGAAAAUUAGUUAAUGA
Molecule: messenger RNA, 864 nt
Organism: Paramecium tetraurelia
Lineage: Eukaryota; Ciliophora; Oligohymenophorea; Peniculida; Parameciidae
Exons: 3
Source: RefSeq, a predicted model, not a curated record